UACGCCUGGUGUGAUGUCGGUUUGUGUGUGUGUGCAUACGCAUGCGUGUGUGUGUGUGUGUGUGUCUGGGGUCCUCGGAGGAGUGGGCAGCCCGGGCUUUUUUAAGGUCUCCCUGAGUGGACACACAGGGCGCGCUCUCUCGCUCCCCCUGCUCCGCAAGCAAGAAGAAAAAGUGCAAACUGUCCUCAUCCGAUUACAUAAUGAUCCAGUAACAGUGAGCCGGAACCGGCGCUGCCAGUGCCAGUGCGCAGGGAGACACUGACUAGCUGCUGGGGAAUCGUCAACCAGGUCCGACCGGGUUCCAGUUUGUUUGUCGUUAUCAUUACUACUAUUAUUUUUAUUUUUUUAUUAUUAUUAUUUGCUGAGAAAUUUGUUUUGGUACUUUUUUCAAAAUUUUUUGUUUUCUCAGAUGCACGGGAUGACUUCGACGUAGCGUCGUGAGAGCAAAAAGAAAAAAAAAACAUGCAACACAAUGGUGAAAAGUGACGUUAAACAUGUGUGAACCAUCAACAAGUGCAACCCGGUCAAGACCCUGAAGUUUUGCAGCAAUUUCUUCAUCUUUUUUUUUCUAAGUCAUACACACAAAAUACAUCUCCGUCUGCUGCUUUUCUUUUUUUUUUUGUCUUUUUUUGCACGUUUGCUGGAUGGUGAAGCCGUCCAAGCUGGACUCAAAGCAAACGCCCAUCACAAGUCAACAGAAAGUGCCAGCCAUGACUUCAGCCACUCCUCCGUCCUCCGAAGGCUCCUCCCCGCAGAAAGUGUGCCAUUCCCAGACGCAGACGGACAUCAGCAAGCCCCUGCUGAGCUCCACGGGGGGAAGCGGGGCUCCCGCCGCCGGUGGGGGGGAAACGGGAGGGCCAAACGCGCUGCGCAGGAGACGCAGAGUCCUCUCCAAGGACGGACGGAGCAACGUCCGCAUCGAGCACAUCAGCGGCAGGGGGGCCCUGUACCUCCGUGACCUCUGGACGACGUUCCUGGACAUGCAGUGGCGCUACAAGUUCUUCUUUUUCUCUGCCACUUUUACCGGGACGUGGUUCCUGUUUGGGGUGCUUUGGUACCUGGUGGCCCUUGUGCACGGAGACCUGCUAGAGUUCGACCCACCGUCCAAUCACACGCCGUGUGUGAUGGAGGUGAAGACGUUGACAGGGGCCUUCCUCUACUCCCUGGAGUCGCAGACCACGAUUGGCUACGGCUUCCGGUGCAUAACAGAGGAGUGCCCCGUCGCAAUAGUCCUGCUCAUUGUUCAGCUGGUCAUCACCAUGGUGAUGGAGAUUUUCAUCACUGGGACUUUUCUCGCAAAAGUUGCCCGUCCCAAGAAGAGAGGCGAGACGGUGAAGUUCAGUCAACAUGCCGUUGUGUCGUUUCACGAGGGUCGGCCCUGCCUGAUGAUCCGAGUGGCCAACAUGCGCAAGAGCCUGCUGUUGGGAUGUCAGGUGACGGGGAAGUUGCUCCAAACGUCUCUGACCAAAGAGGGUGAAACGGUGCGGCUGGACCAGCGCAACGUGCCCUUCCAGGUGGACACGUCCAGCGACAGCCCCUUCCUCAUCAUACCCCUGACGUUCUACCACAUCAUCGACGAGAACAGCCCGCUCAGAGCCUGGGCAGCAAAGGGUGGAGGCUGGGCAGACCCGGAACUGGCUGACUUUGAGCUGCUGGUGAUCAUGAGCGCCACGGUGGAACCGACGUCGGCCACCUGCCAGGUCCGAACGUCGUACCUCCCCGACGAGAUCCUCUGGGGCUACGAGUUCCCGCCCGUCGUCUCCCUCUCCCCGUCGGGGAAAUACGUGGCGGAUUUCGCCUUCUUCGACAAAGUGGCAAAGACCAAGACGUCUCCCUUCCGCAGGCAGCCGUCGGAGACGCGCGCCAACGGCGCCAGGGAAGACGACGCGAGCCGGGAGAGGCUCAUACUGGAGGAGCACUGCAAGGGGAAGGAAAAGAAGCGGGAGCGGGGCCGCGCCAGAGACAGCAGCCCGCUGAGCGUUCGCAUCAGCAACGUAUGAAGCCGAGGGCGAAAACAGGAAGAUGUGGGAGGAAGUGGUGGAGAGAAUCGGGGGAAGAGGAGGGAGCGUCUGCUGCUAAACGAAAGCGCACCCUCCCCCCACGCACAGCCAGUAUUCACCUUUCUACACACACCAACAUGUGGACCACAUGAAAGCUGAGCACCUGAGCAUUUCCUGAAAACAACAAGUCUGUAAAAAAUAAGGUGUCAGCCAGCCUAGAACAAACUAGAACAAACCUACAGCAGGUUUUAAAUGUAUUUUAUAUUGUGUGAUAUGUAAUGUUAGGUACUAGGCCGCUCUGUUAAAAUGUGGCCCAUUCUUCUUUUAGAGACGAAAUAUUUCUCCACCAGAGAAAGGGACGAACAGUACCAAGAAAACUCUUUGAGUUUGUUUGUGCGUAUUACUGAAUCGCAGUACUGUGUUUAAAGGCUCCAUUAUGCAGAAAACGCGUGAUGCUGCACGCCGUGUUGCACGUAGCGUCGCGCAAUGCAACAUGGCACGGGGGACAGGGAAGGGGCCAUCUAAAUAUCCAGCUAUCAUCACGUUCCCAUUCUUCACGGUUUGCACUCAUUGCAGCACACUGGACCUUUUAAGGACUACCUGGUACGACUCGUGUAAAUAUGACGUUUACGUGUCAUUUUAAGGGGCUGUUUCAUAUCUUAUUCCACUCUGACACCAUUUAACCGUAACAUGUUCGUCUUCGAUGGCUGUCAUGGGUUCAACGAGUUUAGUCAUUUUACUAAAAGAAAGCACUUUAACCGGAAAUAAAAGUGGGAUUUAUUUUAUUCUUUUUUCAAACAAGCAAUAACAAAACUAACCUCGUUAUCGUGUUAAAUGAUUAAAAUGUGUAUUUUCACCAGCUGAGAGAUGAUGUCUUUUUGAAUGAAGCUUUUUGUGAACUUAUGUACAGUAUGUUCCCUCUGUUGAAGUACAGCUCAUGUAAAUAUAUUUCUCCUACGUGCUUCCAUUUGGUAUAAACGGGCCACUGAGUGGCGGGUCUGACUGUUUAAGUUUUAACAUUUUAACUCUGUAAAGUACCUACUGUCAUGUCUGUCUUUCUACUGCUGACAUUUUGUGACAAAGUUCAUGUCAGAAUGAAAAUGAAACAAACCUUAAAGCACCAUUGACCUUAAAACAAUAUGGUACUUUGUACAAGAGGCCAUGUUAAUGCUUUGCUUUUUUUUAACGUCCGAGAUUUUGUGAGGGAACAGGAAACUUCCCGAAAAAUCCUGAAAUUUGUUGAAAAACAUUUCCUUUCAGAAAGGCUUUGGGCCAAAGUCCCCAUAAUCACAACUACACGUUGCCAUUUUCUCACCUGAUUCUCCCCCGUCAACAUCCGCGGUGCGUUUUUCAUACAUUCAUAGGUUAAAAAAUAAAAUUGCAUAUCAUUUCUGAAAUGUCAUUUUCAUUUAACCCUGUUAUAACCUUCAGUUAUUUUUGCUUGAAGUUUCCUUUGGAGUAGUUGACUGCAAAUAAAUACUAGUAUUGAAUACAAAUACUAGUGAUAAAACUUGUGGCAUCCCUCUUGAAGACAUUAUUUAUUGCAGUCAUAAAAUUACACUACAGAUAGAUUGUAGGAAACGACUUUGGAAGCAGUUGUUAAAAGUUGAGUCUUGAAGCAUCUCAUGAGAAACAAGUUAAUUUGUUCCUGAAGAAGUUGGGGAUGAAAACAUGAAAUGAUUGCUGGGGCAAAACCAAAAGUAAGUAAAUAAAUAGCUAAACAACGAAAAGCCAAAUAUCUUAAUAAUACUAGUACUAAUAAUAAGCACUGUGCUAGAUUAAAAAUAUCCCAAUAAAGUCAACUUUUGCACCACUCUUUUUACGUCCACUUGAUAAAAUCAUAAGAUUGCCUGCCUUCCCAUCAACGACGACUGCUGAAAAUGUUUCAGGCUGGACGUUGUCCUGGUUUCUGCAUCACAAUGUAUUCAAUGAAUGACUGUUUUAAUCCUGCAAGCUCUCCGCUCAAACUGUCCAUGUAACUUUAAGUGCCUUGUUUAAUAAAUGUAUCAUUUGCAACAGUA
This is a messenger RNA of Poeciliopsis prolifica (blackstripe livebearer), 4021 nucleotides long. RefSeq names its product ATP-sensitive inward rectifier potassium channel 10-like. The record is from RefSeq and is a predicted model, not a curated record. Gene Ontology annotation, molecular function: inward rectifier potassium channel activity. Gene Ontology annotation, biological process: potassium ion import across plasma membrane; regulation of monoatomic ion transmembrane transport. Gene Ontology annotation, cellular component: plasma membrane. Lineage: Eukaryota; Metazoa; Chordata; Actinopteri; Cyprinodontiformes; Poeciliidae. The transcript is spliced from 6 exons. The coding region runs from base 645 to 2000 and encodes 451 amino acids.